GCACAUGAAAGCAGCCUCUGUGCGUGCGCAGUCCACUUUCUCUUUUGCGAGAUGUCACGCUGCUGCGAGCCUUUAAACUUCGACUCGGUGUGACAUUUCUGCCUUCUGUGGGCGUUGCUGCGCGGACACCCGGCGGUGUUGCUCAACUUUGGGAAGUAUGUGGAUUUGCUGUGCGAGCUGAGAAGGAAUGCGAGGAUUUGCUGGCUGUUCCUCUUGUGUUUCCUCCUCCUCGGAACAGUGUCGUGACUUCGGCCAGGCUGCGGUGUCCAACAACGUUAUCGGGGGGUUUAUUUCAAGCGUGCAAUCGACCGUAAACAUGCAGCAUGACGUGCAGUUGCACCUUUGCCUCUAACAGUGUGUCCCUGUGCUGAAACGGAGGAAGGUUGCACGUCGUGCCUGUGCAGAGGCACCAUGGGUAACCGCCGUGCGUAACGCUGGCUCUCCAUGGAGGACUGGUGGAGAAGCCGCUCAACACAACCCACACUUUAAGACAGUGAGUGACCCUUUAAACAUGAUUAGUCAAGACCAGGACGGGAUUUCCUUACCCGUGCCUUGCUUCGGAGUUUGUCCCAGCAGGGAGAGCCUCGGCGGUGAGAGCAGCAGCAGCAGCAGCGGUGGAGGUGGAGGUGGAGGAGUCUACCGUAUCCCUGCAGCCGGGACUUUCUGGCAGGACUCGGUGAUCAUCGGCGGGGUGCUCAGCCCGACCCCAGGGACCAAUCCGAUGGACGGCGGCGGCUUGCUCCCCACCGGGAAGUCGUGCAAAAGCAGGCCGGUGACGGUGGCCUAUGUGGUGAACGGAGAGGCGAGCCAGCAGAAUAACGCGGAGAGCAUGGCCCUGCAGUGUCUGAAGGACGCCUGCGAGACGUCGAGCAGCAAACUGGAGACUGUGAACUUUGGUAAACUGGACUUUGGGGAGACCACGGUGCUGGACAGCUUCUACAAUGCAGACAUCGCCGUGGUGGAGAUGACCGAUGGCUUCCGCCAGCCCUCGCUCUUCUACCACCUGGGAGUCAGAGAGAGCUUCAGCAUGGCCAACAACAUCAUCCUGUACUGCGACACUAACGCCGACUCCCUGCAGUCGCUGCAGGACAUCAUUUGCCACAAGAACACUACGUGCUCAGCCAACUACACCUUCAUCCCUUACAUGGUGACCCCCCACAACAAGGUGUACUGCUGCGAGAGUAGCCUGAUGAAGGGACUGACGGAGCUGAUGCAGCCCAGCUUUGAGAUGCUGCUGGGCCCCAUCUGCAUGCCGCUGCUGGACCGCUUCAUCCAGCUGCUCAAAGUGUCUCAGGCAAACUCCCACCAAUAUUUCCGUGAGACGAUUCUGAACGAGAUCCGUAAGGCUCGGGAGCUGUACACCGGCAUGGAGCUGGCUACCGAGCUGAGCCGCAUCCAACAGCGGCUGGACAACGUGGAGUGCCUUUCGGUCGACAUCGUCAUCAACCUGCUGCUGACAUACAGGGACAUCCAGGAUUACGAGUCCAUCGUGAAGCUGGUGGAGACUCUGGAGAAGCUGCCGACCUUUGACCCCGUGGCUCAUCCACAUGUGAAGUUCCACUACGCCUUUGCACUGAAUCGGAGGAACCUGCCCGGCGACAGACAGAAGGCUCUGGACAUAAUGCUGCCGCUGGUGAAGGGCGAGGAGCAGGUAGCCUCGGACAUCUACUGCCUGGUGGGACGGAUCUAUAAGGACAUGUUCCUGGAGUCUCACUUCACUGACACGCCGAGCAGGGACAGCGGCACACAAUGGUUUAAAAAGGGGUUUGAGUCAGAGCCAACACUACACUCUGGGAUCAACUAUGCUGUUCUUCUCCUGGCUGCAGGACACCAGUUUGACUCGUCUUUGGAGCUUCGCAAAGUGGGAGUGAAGCUGAGCAGCCUGUUGGGGAAGAAAGGCAGCCUGGACAAGCUGCAGAGCUACUGGGACGUGGGCUUCUUCCUGGGCGCCAGCAUCCUGGCCUGCGACAACACCAGGGUCAUCCAGGCCUCUGAGAAACUUUUCAAACUAAAAGCCCCCAUCUGGUACCUGCGCUCGCUGGUGGAGACCAUCUUGAUCUACCAGCAGUUUAAGAAACCUGGCGCGGAGCAGCCGGCCCCCAAGCAGGAGCUGGUGGACUUCUGGAUGGACUUUCUGGUGGAGGCCACAAAGAAAGACGUCUCCUCCGUACGAUUUCCUGUGUUGAUAUUAGAGCCCACUAAAGUGUACCAGCCUUCAUAUUUGUCCAUAAACAAAGACGUGGAUGACAACACGGUGUCUAUCUGGCACGUUGCUGCUGAUGAUAAGCACAAGGGGAUUCACGAGUGGAACUUCAGCGCCACAUCAGUACGAGGUGUCAGCAUCUCCAAGUUUGACGAGCGCAGUGCCUUCCUCUACGUGCUUCACAAUGCAGAGGACUUCCAGAUAUACUUCUGCACGGAGAUGCACUGUAAAAGAUUCUGCGAUCUGGUCAACAGCAUAACGGAGGAGGCCUGGAAGGGUCCAGAGGAGGGAGACUGUGACGCAGACGCCUUAGAGUACGACUAUGAGUACGAUGAGCUCGCAGAGAGGGUGGUUCUGGGAAAAGGCACAUUUGGAGUGGUGUACGCGGGCCGAGACCUCAGCAACCAGGUCCGACUGGCCAUCAAAGAAAUACCAGAGAGAGACAGCAGGUACUCUCAGCCGCUCCACGAGGAGAUCGCUCUUCACAAGCACUUAAAGCACAAGAACAUCGUGCAGUACCUCGGCUCCAUCAGCGAGAACGGCUUCAUAAAGAUCUUCAUGGAGCAGGUUCCUGGAGGGAGUCUCUCUGCACUGCUGAGGUCCAAGUGGGGCCCGCUGAAGAACAACGAGCACACCAUCGGGUUCUACACGCGGCAGAUUCUGGAGGGGCUCAAAUACCUGCACGACAACCAGAUAGCACACAGAGACAUCAAGGGCGAUAACGUUCUCAUCAACACUUACAGCGGCGUCCUGAAGAUAUCCGAUUUUGGCACAUCCAAGAGGUUGGCUGGGAUCAACCCCUGCACUGAGACGUUCACAGGCACACUACAGUACAUGGCUCCUGAAAUCAUAGACAAGGGUCCUCGAGGAUACGGGAAGCCAGCGGACAUCUGGUCUCUGGGCUGCACCAUCAUAGAGAUGGCGACUGGGAAACCACCUUUCUAUGAACUGGGAGAGCCGCAGGCUGCUAUGUUCAAGGUGGGAAUGUUUAAGAUCCACCCAGAGAUCCCAGAGUCCAUGUCGCUGGAGGCCAAAGCCUUCAUCCUGCGCUGCUUUGAGCCCGACCCGGACCGGCGUGCCACCGCCUUCGACCUGCUCACCGACGAGUUCCUCACCGUCACCAGCCGCAAGAAGAAGAGCAAGAGCAGCUUCACCGCGCUGUCACCGGGGUCUGAGUACCUCCGCAGCAUCUCCCUGCCGGUGCCGGUGGUGGUGGAGGACACCAGCAGCAGCAGCGAGUACGGCUCCGUCUCCCCUGACAAUGACCUCAACACCAACCCCUUCAUCUUCAAGCCCAGCGUGAAGUGCUACAGCGAGAGGGACGUCAAAGGGCCACGGUCCCUCUUCCUCAGCAUUCCAGUGGAGAACUUCGAGGACCACAGCGCGCCUCCAUCCCCCGAUGAGAAGGAUUCAGGCUUCUUUAUGCUUCGCAAGGACAGCGAGAGACGAGCCACACUGCACCACAUCCUGACGGAGGACCGGGACAAGGUGGUGGCCAACCUGAUGGAGGCCAUCACACAGGGCUCUGAGGAGAUGAAGCUGAAGCCUCAGCACAUCUCCACCCUCGUGGUCAGUCUGGCCGACUUUGUUCGCAUGGCGGACAGGAAAAUCAUCGCCAACACGUUGUCUCAACUCAAGCUGGAGCUGGACUUUGACAGCACGGCCAUCAGUCAGCUGCAGAUCGUGCUGUUUGCCUUCCAGGAUGCUGUAAACAAAGUGCUGCGAAACCACAACAUCAAGCCUCACUGGAUGUUCGCUCUGGACAACAUCAUACGCAAAGCUGUGCAGACCGCCAUCACAAUCCUGGUGCCAGAGCUGAGGCCUCACUUCAGCCUGGCCUCAGAAAGUGACCCGGCCGAGCAGGAGGACGUUGACGACGAUGGCGAGCCGGAGAGAAACUCCACCAGCCGGACGCCUGCCGUCACCGCUCACGACGACACCGUGGUCACGUCCGGAGUCAGCACGCUCAGCUCCACUGUCUCGCACGAAUCCCAUAAUGCACAGCGCUCUGUGAGCAUGGAGCUGGGCCGGAUGAAGCUGGAGACCAGCAGGCUGAUGGAGCAGCUGCUGGAGAAGGAGAGAGAGUAUCAAGCCAUCCUGCAGCAAGUGCUGGAGGAGAGAGAGCAGGAGAUCAGACUACUGAGGCUGCGAGCUGAGCCUGCAGACGUCCCCACAUCAUCAGGCGACCCCGAGGCACAGAGGAGUCCACCUGCAGAGAGACAUGAAGACUCAGAGAUGACCAGCUGGCUGAGGCUUUACGGCGCUGACCAGGACUCCAUAGAGAGAAUACUGAACGAGGAUUACACCAUGAACGACAUCCUCCACGAAGUAACAAGAGACGAUCUGAAGAGUUUAAGUCUGAGAGGCGGGAUCCUGUGUAAACUAUGGAAGGCCAUCACAGACUACAGGCAGAAGCCAACCUGAGGCCUUAAGUGGCGACAACCACUCCUUUAUCCCAACAACUCAGUAUUCUACCCUUUACCUCAGUAUUUAUAAGAGCAAGACUUUUAGGAGAAGAACCUGUUUGCCGUGUGCACAGAGCAGCUUUCCACUCGCACAGGAAACUCAUGAGUAUUUUGAUAAUUUAGAAAAAAGGAUUUUGGUACAAAAAAAGGUCACUUUGAAAGAAACAAUUACUUGUAAGUGCCAUAAGUUUUGCUAUGCCUGAUGGACCGUACACAUCUCUUUGUUACAGGUGCGUUAAAAAUGACAAUUGGAAAGAAAAUCUAUCGUUAAAGCUGUCGAAACAUUUUCUCCUGUCAAGAUGUAACGUUUACAAAAUUGGAGACUAUUUUCUAAAACAAGCCUGAGAUACAAAAUACUACAUUCAAAAUCAUCUGUACUAAUGUUUUUAUCAUAGGCAUCUUAUCACUACUUUAUUUAAAUGUAUUUUUAAUUUAAUUCUUAUGGUAAUCUGAAGGAUAUCAGUGCAUGCCCUUUUUUUUUUUUUAAUCCAUACUGAGACUUAUUUAAAUAGGUUUUAUUUCACAUUUCCUUUUAUAAUACGAAUCUACAUUUUUAUUUUUCCGAAACGUGUAAAUAUUGUGUUAUAGAGUUAUAUGUGAAUGACAUUUAUGUACUUAAAAAACACAUUGAUAAACAUAGUCAAAUCUCCAUGUGGAUUGGACCAAGUCUAUAAAGAACACAUGUGAAAACUAAAUUGUAUAGUAUUGUAUUUUCUAGUGUCAUAAAUCAUAGGAGAUAAUAUUCAGUCUGUUAUUAAUAUUACACCAAAUCAUUUUGUUUUUAUUGUUGUACACUGACAAAGUUGUGCUUAUCUUGCUUGUGUAGAUAUGAUAAUUCAGUCGGAUGUAUUUUGUAAUGAAAACAUCUUAAAUUCAAGCAAAUUUCAUAUCGAAGAGCCUUGACCUUUUAUUUUAUUUUUAUUUUUUAAACUUGAUGUCAGAAAUGGGGUCCGUUUUGUUUCAUAUCUAAAAUUAUUCAAGAUUGUUGUGUCAUCUUGUUAAAAUAAAACUUUUCAUCAUUGAAACUGUGAAA
Cottoperca gobio is the source of this 5701-nucleotide messenger RNA. RefSeq names its product mitogen-activated protein kinase kinase kinase 5 (gene map3k5). Gene Ontology annotation, biological process: protein phosphorylation; cellular response to stress; MAPK cascade. Lineage: Eukaryota; Metazoa; Chordata; Actinopteri; Perciformes; Bovichtidae. Bases 512 to 4627 code for a protein of 1371 amino acids. Gene Ontology annotation, molecular function: ATP binding; MAP kinase kinase kinase activity. The record is from RefSeq and is a predicted model, not a curated record. The transcript is spliced from 30 exons.